CAAAAGCUGCCGCCAUGCAUGAAGACAAGGAAUAAAGGGAUAUACCUGGGAUCAAAAACAAUCAUGCCUCUCCUUCGAGGCCGAAAGCUGCACUUCUUGCAUCGGGGCAGUUCCGCAGAUCGAGUAGAUAGUGUACACGGGAUUGUGAUCGUUUGCACGGUGUUCACCGCUCACCUUCUGUGCAGCAUGAUGACGAGAUGUGCUGGUGUCCUGUACCUCAGCUGGAAGAAUGAAUUCGGCUCCAGUGCCUCACAGACAGGGGCCAUUGCUAGCAUCAUGUCAUCCUUCUCUUACUUUGCGGCUGUCUUGGCUGGAAUAGCCUGCAAUCGAUGGGGAUGUCGCACUACCUGGAUACUUGGAGGAUUCAUGAUGUUUGUAUCCUCGCUGCUCAGUUUUUGGGCAUUUCAACUAUAUCAGAUGUACAUCAUUGGUGCCUUCUUGGGUACGGGUGUAGCACUGUGCUUUAUAUCCUCCAGUAUCGCUGUAGCGCAAUAUUACAAGAAGUAUUACGCCAUAGCUAUGGGUUUCACGACUGCAGGUACAUCCUCGGGAAUGAUCGUGUUCCCGCCUCUGUUUCGCCUACUGCUUGAUACUUACGGAUGGAGGGGAACCAUGCUUAUUACGGCCGGACUAUCUGCAAACAUAUGUGUAGUUGGCGCCUUUUACCAUCCUCCCUAUACAGAAAGGCGGAGAAGGAUCAAACAACCUGAACCAGACGAGCAACUGGAAGUCAGCCAGACCGACAACGAAUCAAUUCGGAUGGAAAUACAUCCUAAGUCACAUGAGCAUGCCGGCAGACUCGACCAAAAGAAGGGCAGAUCUUUGCUGACACUCGCUUCAAGUCUGGCCUCAGAAUUAGGACUGAAUUUGGUGCGGAGGAGUUAUCGAUUUACUCUCUUCUGCUUGAUUGGCAUGCAAUUCAAUAUUGCGUAUUCAUGCUUCGUGGUAUUUCUGGUACCCCGGGCCCAGUUGUGUGGUAUUGACGAGCAGAAGGCACCAUUUCUACUCAGUCUGUUUGGAUUUUGCGGUCUGGGUGCACGGGUUGGCUCGGGCUUCUUCGUUACCCGAAAGAUACCUGUUGAGGUGACAUACACAAUCUCUAUAAUUCUGAUUUGUGUUGCUGCAUUAUGUACUCAAGCCGAGACCUACGUAGCCUUCGCUGCGUCUGCCUGCAUUGUUGGCGUAGGGACCGGAGCUAACAAAGCAAUGUUCAUGGUAUUACUACGCAAGAUCGUUGGGUUGUCCAACAUGGCGUCAGGAUGCGGCAUAUCGUACAUGUUUGGCGGAAUUGGGGAUCUUUUAGGUCCAAUUUUUGCAGGUAUGCUGUACGACAAAACAGGAAACUUCACUGCUGUAUUCUACGUCUUGGCUGGUCUGGUCGCUGCUUCCGCCCUGCAAAUGUUGCUUUUGCCGUUGCUGGGGAAGAUUGAGCCGGGUCUUAAAGAGAAGGAAGACCAGCCAGCGGAGGUUUAGCUGUUCUCUGACCCAGUCUUCUGUCUAGUCUUCAGUUGCAUCAAGUACGUUGGCAAAUGCUGGCAACAGACUUAGACGUAGAUCUAGAAACUUUGUUCUGAUAUGCUAAGUUUUUUGCCUUUAUACGAAACUACUGAAAUCCAAAACAAAAAGCAUUUAUACAAAUCAAGUUAAUGACUGAUUUGAAAAGAUCGGUUGAUUGAUCCGCCCACUGUGUAUCUGUAAGUCACGUAAUUGUAUGCCUCCAAAAUGUCAUUCUAAUUGAUGUUUUUUGUUCAAGUUGAAAUGCACGUAUAUGGCCCAUUUACCUAAAUAUAGUUCUUCGAAAUGUCAUUUGAAUGGGUGUUUCGAUGCCCUUUGGUUUUCCCGAUGGAAAUUACUAUAUUCAUGAGCAAAACUGAGAUAUCUUCUUUAAACGAAGCACCGGUCUUGCAACUGCCUGAGCAGAAGAAAAACAGUGUUUUCGUUUUGGAGGUGGUCGACUCCCUCUGUUUUGGUGUAGGAUAAGCACGAAGAAGGUUUUAUGUAAAAUGUGUCACAUUGAGCCACAUUUUUGGUUUAUUAUUAUUAUUAUUAUUAUUAUUUUGCAUAAAUUAGCCCGUAAGCUUGUAUAGUAAAGUGCCACGUAAUACAUGUACCAGCAACAGCUCAUUAGCGUCUUUAAGGAGAUGGUUCGGAAGCCUAACCACAACGUACCGUGUUACCCAAGUAAUACUCUUGUUAACACUUGACUUGAAAUGAAAACCCUAUUUGUGCUAGUGUGCUCCCAAAUAAUAUCAUAAUAAUAUUGCAGCUUUUGAUACAUUUCUUUAAAGUGUUAAAACGUAGGACACUCUUUAAUAACUUCCUUACACUGAAUCGGUGUAAUAUGCAACUUUCCAAGUUAUGAGGGCAACCUGUCAAUCAAGUUGCAAAAGUUCGACUGGAGUUCGAGCAGGGAUCGUUUUCACAUUGCUGUGCAAGUGACGUCAAGACUAAUUAGUAAUUGGAAAAUCGUGUUUGAUCGAACUUUGUAUGUGAGCUGAUAUUGUAACAUAUUAUUUCAGAAAAUCUUAAUUCUGUUUCUGGAACCGUAAAGAAUAAUAACAUGAAAUGCACGUGUUUUGAUGGGGCGAUAUUUUCAUUUUUUUCCCGAAGAACCAAAUGUCCGAAGCAGACAAGUACAAUUUCUUUUGUGCUAUCACUAUCAAUGGUGAAACAAGGGUAUUUCAAUGGAAAAGGGCAGUCUUUAGAAAAUAUUGGGGGGGGGGGUGGUAAAUACGCCUAUAUAUGCUAAAAGUAAAAAGGUCUUGCGGCGAGCGUCCGGAAACCUCAAGUAUGGAACGCCAAAGUGGCCUUCGACAGUUCGAUGGAAUGAUGAGUUUGCCGAAUGAAAUGAAGAGUGUGCCGAAUGGAAUGAUGAGUCUGACGAUCGAAUGAAGAGUCUGAUGAAUGGAGUGAUAUUAUUGAAGGCAGCUUUGGCGUUCCAUAUUCGCGCGGCUCGGCUAUGGGCAUUUCACAUGGGGUUGCCCUUUCUCUUGCUAUAUUUUUUUGGCAAGAUGAUUUCUAGCCGUAACCACCUAAAGAAACAUUCAUGGUGGAAUUUUAUCUUGUAUUCUUCAAACAAAAAAUAUGAAAAUGUACAUGGGGAUGGGGUGAAACGAAUUUUAUUUACGACUUUUCACAUCCUAAAUUGUUCGUUCCUAGGUCUCAUGAGAACGAGAAUGUAUAUCGUUGCCAAGAUUGAUACCUAUAUAUAUACCAACAGCGGGAUAGGUUCUAGAUUUAGCUGAGCUGGCUUGAGCAGAUCGUGGGUGCACCUUUCCAUGAUCAAUUUGAGAUCUGUUUCGUAACUACUCAUGAGUUCUAUAAGUAUAUGUUCACAUAACUCAGAAACCUAAGGCAUCGUGGUCUUCUAUGUCAAUUUCA
Molecule: messenger RNA, 3381 nt
Organism: Patiria miniata (bat star)
Lineage: Eukaryota; Metazoa; Echinodermata; Asteroidea; Valvatida; Asterinidae
Product: monocarboxylate transporter 12-like
Exons: 5
Coding region: 19-1473 (484 amino acids)
Biological process (GO): monocarboxylic acid transport; transmembrane transport
Molecular function (GO): monocarboxylic acid transmembrane transporter activity
Source: RefSeq, a predicted model, not a curated record